Molecule: messenger RNA, 2064 nt
Organism: Pipistrellus nathusii (Nathusius's pipistrelle)
Lineage: Eukaryota; Metazoa; Chordata; Mammalia; Chiroptera; Vespertilionidae
Source: the annotation of a GenBank genome assembly
AUGGCCACGGGUCUGGCUUUGGAGAAGUGGUACCUGGAGCUGGAGGCGAAUGGCCGCGACCACCACACGGCAGAACUGUGCCUGAAGCAGCUGGUGGUGCGGCGGGGCCAGCCCUUCCGGCUAACGCUGCGUUUCCAGGGCAGGAGCUACGAGGCCAGGGUGGACCACCUCACCUUCAUCGUCUCCACCGGCCCAAACCCCAGCGAGGAGGCCGGGACCAACGCCCGCUUCCCGCUGUCCGACGCCGUGGAGCAGCAUACCUGGACGGCCUCGGUGAUAGACCAGCAGGGCAGUGAGCUCUCGCUGCAGCUCAUUGCCCCAGCGAACGCCCCCAUCGGCAUGUACAGCCUCACCAUGGAGGCCUCCACCGGCUCCCAGCCCUCCAGCUUCAAUCUGGGCCACUUCAUCCUGCUCUUCAACCCCUGGUGCCCAGCGGACGCUGUGUUCCUGGACUCAAAGGAGGAGCGGCAGGAGUACGUCCUCGCCCAGGAUGGCCUCAUCUUCCAGGGUUCGGCCAAGUACUACCAUGGAAUCCCUUGGAACUUUGGGCAGUUUGAAGCCGAGAUCCUGGACACCUGCCUGAAGAUCCUGGACAUGAACCCCAAGUUCCUGAAGAACGGAGGCCGCGACUGCUCCCGCCGCAGCAGCCCCGUCUACGUGUGCCGGGUGGUGAGCGCCAUGGUGAACUGCAAUGACGACCAGGGGGUGCUGCUGGGACGCUGGGACGGCAGCUACGCGGACGGCAUAAGCCCCAUGUUCUGGAUCGGCAGUGUGGACAUCCUGCGGCGCUGGAAGAACUCCGGCUUCCAGAAGAUCAAGUACGGCCAGUGCUGGGUCUUCGCUGCGGUGGCCUGCACAGUGCUGCGAUGCCUGGGCAUCCCCACCCGAGUCGUGACCAACUACAACUCGGCCCACGACUCGAACAGCAACCUGCUCAUCGAGUACUUCCGCAACGAGUCUGGGGAGAUGGAGGGGAACAAGAGCGAGAUGAUCUGGAACUUCCACUGCUGGGUGGAGUCCUGGAUGACCAGGCCGGACCUGCAGCCUGGCUACGAGGGGUGGCAGGCCCUCGACCCCACGCCCCAGGAGAAGAGUGAAGGCACCUACUGCUGUGGCCCCGUGCCGGUUCGCGCCAUCAAGGAAGGCGACCUGACCCCCAAGUACGACGCCCCCUUCGUCUUCGCCGAGGUCAAUGCCGACUUGGUGGAGUGGAUCCGCAAGGCGGACGGGUCCUUGCACAAGUCCUUCAACAACUCCACGGUCGUGGGGCAGAUGAUCAGCACCAAGAGUGUGGGCCGGGACCAGCGGGAGGACAUCACCCACAUCUACAAGUACCCGGAGGGGUCCCGGGAGGAGAGGGAGGCCUUCAAAAAGGCCAACAACCUGAACAAGCUGGGCGCCAGAGAGAAGCCGGGGGUGACCAUGCGGAUCCGCGUGGUCCGAAGCAUGACAGUAGGCAACGACUUCGACGUCCUUGCCCAUAUCAACAACGACACCGAGGAGAGCCACUCCUGCCGCCUCCUGCUCUUCGCCCGCACCUGCAGCUACAACGGGAUGCUGGGGCCGGUGUGCAGCUCCAAGGACCUGCUCAAUCUUUCCAUGGAGCCCAAUUCCGAGAAAAGCAUCACCCUCCCGGUGCUCUACAAGAAGUACUGUGACUACCUGACGGAGUCCAACCUCAUCAAGGUGCGGGGCCUCCUCAUCGAUCUAGCUACCGACAUCUACCUGGUGGCCGAGAGGGACAUCUAUCUGGAGAACCCAGAAAUCAAGAUCCGGAUCCUGGGGGAGCCCAAGAAGAACCGCCAGCUGGUGGCCGAGGUGUCCCUGCAGAACCCGCUCCCCGAGCCCCUGGAGGGCUGCAUCAUCACCGUGGAGGGCGCUGGCCUGAUGGAGUCACAGAUAACCGUGGAUGUCCCGAGCCCCGUGAAGGCGGGGCAGGAAGUCAAGGUCAGAGUGAGCCUGCUGCCCAUCUGGGUGGGCCUCCACAAGCUGGUGGUCAACUUCAACAGCAACAAGCUGAAGGCCGUGAAGGGCUAUAGGAACGUCAUCAUCGGCCCCCCCUAA